This is a messenger RNA of Salvia hispanica, 3470 nucleotides long. Lineage: Eukaryota; Viridiplantae; Streptophyta; Magnoliopsida; Lamiales; Lamiaceae. The record is from RefSeq and is a predicted model, not a curated record.
UAAUCCAAAUUAACUACUAUGAUCAAAUAUAACAUCAGUUUCUUAUACUACACACGAAAAACAACACACAAUUAACAUUGCAACCAGAAGAAAGAAAAAAACAAUGGCUUAUGCUGCUGCGACUUCUCUCAAGCAAACUAUACAAGGACUCCUAUGUUCUUCCAACAUUUCCAUUGAUUCUUCGAGUCGUGAAAUCCUAGAUGUUGCACACAAUCACCUCACAUCCUUACAAAAAACCCUAAAAAAAUCGGACGAAUGCAUCCGCAGCAACGGAUUGAGAGCGUUGGAAGAAGAAAUCAGAAUGCGAUACACAGCUUAGAAGAUUCCCUCGAAUCCCAGUUUGUAUCAAAUAUCGAAGAGGAAGAUGCCCCCAUUUCCUUUCCUCUGGAGCUAGACUUGGAGGAAGUAUCGCACGAGUUCAACUCCUUCGCGGAAGCAGCAAAGAAGAUGAAGGAAGACUACAAUCAACAUCUCGACAAUCCAUCUUGUGAUGAAAAUGAUGAUUAUGCAUCACGACAGACAAUCGGUUGUAACGUAAAGAUGGUUGGAUUAUCCGACGUCUACAGUGAUUUCAAAGAUCAUUUGAUGAGAGUGAUAAGGCCAGACGACUUCGGUUUCUUCUCCUUCUUCGGCAAACCAGGCACCGGGAGAUCCCUUGUGGCCCGGAGGGUCUAUGACGACAUACAAGGCUCCUUCAAAUGCAGCGCCUGGGUGAGGAUAGGCUCAACAUAUGACCUCACACAACUCCUCUUAAACAUCAUUUCUCAAAUAAAAGAAGUAGAUGAUCACGAGUUACUCCUGAGCUCCCAAUUAGGAGAGGAGAAAUUGGGGGAAUAUGUGUACACUAGUUUGGAAGGAAGGAGGUACAUGGUUGGAUUGGACGACAUUCGCGACACAGACGUUCUGAUCAAGCUGAGAAGAUCGUUGCCAGAGCAGAACAACGGAAGCGUGGUGUUGCUGACAACGGAAUUAAGUGAAGUAGCUGAAUACGACGAGAGCUUUGUGCUCCUUAUACCGCCUUUGAUGGAUGAAGACUUCAUCUGGCCUUACAUACGGUCUAUGUUUUUCGAGGGCAUAGCGCCGCCGGAGUUUGAGGAAAUAGGGAGGAAGAUUGCCAGAAACUGUGGAAAUUGUAGACUAGUGGUGGGCAGAAUUAUUCUGAUUUUGAGGAAAAUGAAGAAGGAGGCGGAGAUCUGGAGCGGGCUAGCUGAGGCUCAACAUGAUCGCGUUUAUAUGAUGGAUGAUGAAAUAUCAGAGGCACAUAAAGUACAAAAAUAUAUGCAAGAAGACGAUCAAGUAUGGUCGAAAGUUAUGUUUCACGACAACAUAUCUAUAUUAGUAGAGAGAACCAAGGAUGUUCUUUCUCCAGACAGGUUAUUUUCAAAAAUGGGAAUUAUGACUAUAUAUGGAAUUGCCGGAGUUGGUAAGACUACUCUUAUCAGAAAUAUUUUUUCAGACCUCUCAAUCAUGCAUCGUUUCGACCAUUGUGCGUGGGUGAAUGUGGGCUCAAAUUAUAAAUCAAAAGAAAUCUUGUUACUCCAUAAGAAAUGCCUCAUUGUGCUAGAUGAUUUAUGGAACCAAGCUCCGGUGCAUAUCUUGGAAAACUUUUUACCUAGCAUCAAGGGUGAACUUAUUGUUACGACUAGACUAUUCAAGGUUGGCCUUUUUGGACCAUGUGAUAGAAUGAUGAAAUUGCGUUUCCUAAAUAAAGACGAAAGUUGGGAUCUUCUUCGCGAGAAGGUGUUUGGCAAUGAGAUUUUCCCUAUUCGACUUGAAUCUAUGGGAAGGAAGAUUGCUGAGAGUUGUGAAGGCCUUCCUCUCCUGAUUCUCUCAGUCGCGGAUAAGCUAUCUGGACUUGAGAAAACCUUGGAGGAAUGGAGCAUGGUAGCAUCUGGAAAAGUACCGGUUAUUAGGGAUGCAGAAAUGAAAAUAUCAAACUCAUUGCUUCCGAGUUAUGAAGCUUUACCUCAACACUUGAAAGCAUGCUUUCUCUACACGGGGGGUUUUCCCAAAAAGUUUGACAUCCCUACCUCUAAGCUCAUCAAUUUAUGGUUUGUCGAAGGCUUUCUUGAACCAAAUUCGUCUCAAACUUUUGAGGAUUUUGCUGCAAGAUGCUUGAAGGAGCUUGUUUAUUCUACUACCGUUAUGGCUAAAAAGAGUUCUGAUUUGGAACAUAACAAGACUUGUGAUCUCCAUCCAGUAUUUUGGCAUCUAUCACGAAGGGAAGCCAUCAAGAGUAAGUUUUUCCACAUCUUGAAUAUUGGUGAUAUCAAUUCAAUGGAAGAUAGUUUGAAGAGCCAACAGAGAUUAUGUAUUCCAAAUAGCAUUUUAUUGGGAAUCAUGGAUGAUGCAAUGUCGGCCUUCUCAACUAUACGUACUUUGCUAUGUACCGGUCCAAUACAUCAAUAUCUAGUUCCAUUAUGUUUCAAGUCAAGAAAUUUGAAGGUUUUAGAAGCUCUUGCAAUCCGUUUCUACGAAUUUCCGAUUGAAGUAGUGACAUUGGUUCAACUAAGGUACCUUGCCCUCACUUAUGAUGGAAACCUCCCACCUUCCAUAUCCAUACUUUGGAAUCUACAAUACUUGAGAGUGAGACAAUACUUGAGUAUAAAAUCCCUGAGCAAUUCUUCGUAUUUGCCUAAUGAAAUAUGGAAUAUGAAGGAGUUGAAACAUCUUCAUGUUUCAGGUCACAAGCUACCUAAUCCAGAUUGUGAGGAGUCCCUUUUACCAAACUUGUGUUCACUCUUGGGUGUGAGUGUCCAUAGUUGUACAAUGAGGGUUCUCAAAAAAAUGCCUAAUCUUAAAAAGCUUGGAAUUCAAGUUGAAUUGGCACCAGAUGACAAUAGUGAUUCCUUAAAUUACUUAGAUCAUAUAUAUCAUCUUAGUAAAUUGGAAUCACUUAAAUGUGUCGUUGUGAAUCCGGAUCUCGGGUUAGAAGAUGUUGCCCCGCUUAUUCCUAGUUCUAUGCUCCCAUCAAGCCUUAAAAGGUGGAGUUUGAGUGGGGUAGGAUAUCCUUGGGAGUACAUGAAGGUAAUCGGAAAACUACCCAAUCUUCAAGUGCUAAAACUGAGAUGCUAUGCUUUUCUAGGACCAACUUGGGAGAUAGGUUGGCAUGAAUUCCGCCAACUCAAAUUUCUUUCAAUAGAAGAUGUUGAUUUGGUUAGUUGGGAUAUAAAAAUGCUUGGCAUCCCGAAACUUGAGUUCUUAAGCUUUAAACACUGCUACAAUUUGGAAGAACUCCCAUCUUUUUUGUUUGCUUGUGUUCGAAAGAUAGAAGUAGUUGAAAGCCACCCUUUAUCUGAGGUUUGGGCAAAGAAAAUGAAAGAAAAGAAUUGGAGGAUAGAGGUACAAACUCUUGAACAUGAUAUCCGAUCAUCAUGGAAUGAUUCAAGGUUUAAUCAAAUUGAUGACUCUUUCAAUAGAAAUUAAAGGUUAGUAUUAAAAUUUUGAUUAAUCUCAUUUUUCAUAACAUG